Molecule: messenger RNA, 4602 nt
Organism: Alternaria novae-zelandiae
Lineage: Eukaryota; Fungi; Ascomycota; Dothideomycetes; Pleosporales; Pleosporaceae
Exons: 7
Coding region: 1-4602 (1533 amino acids)
Molecular function (GO): protein binding; guanyl-nucleotide exchange factor activity
Source: RefSeq, a predicted model, not a curated record
AUGGCCUGGCAGUCGCCCUCGGCCAUGAACGGCGGCGGUGCCAACGGAGGGGGUGACGGCAAUGCGCCCGCCGGCACAGAGUACACAUUGCAGGGUGUGAUGCGAUUUCUACAGCUGGAAUGGCACAACCACGAGCGUGCACGGAAUGCCUGGGACAUUGAGCGCGCCGAGAUGAAGGCCAAGAUUGCAAAACAGGAGGGCGAGGUGCGGAGUGCGAAGAAGCUCAACGACCAGCUGAACAAGCACAUUCGCAUGCUGGAACAGGCCCUCACUAACGAGAGGAAGAAGAAGAGCGAGGCAGCAGGAGGUGACGCCGAGGCCAUAACAGACGACAAGGAUGACCCCAAGGGCAAGAAGAGUGGCAGGAACUCGACGAAGCCUCAAAACAAGAAACACAACUCCUUCCUCGACGUUGACUCAGAGUUCCUCGACCGUGCAGAGGCCGACCGCGAGAAUCUACGAGAGAAGUCGAAGCUCUACCUCACGAAAUGCGUCGAAGAGAUCACGUACCUCCUUACACCACCCCCGCAAGCCCCGCAACAACAGCAGAACAUGCAGCCCCUCGCAAACGGCAACGGCUACAUGAACCAUGGCGAGGCCUCGAUGGAAGAUAUCUACCUCCAGCAACAUCGCCAGAGGCUGCAGUCGCAGCUUCCAACCAUGCCAGGCACAUCGAUGCCUACCCACCAGCCUCCCAACGUACCAGUCCCGUCCGAAUUACAGAGCUUGGCCAACCAGCACCAAAUCCACCACGCACCGCAGAUGGCACGAGAGCCUUCACAGCAACAACCACUUCCGUCCAACGCUGCCAUGGCUCAAGAGCUUCUCGCUGGACAUCAACGCCAGGUCCAGAACCAGCAGCACUUUUCCUCCGUGCCCGAAGAGCAGGUUGAAAAGGUCACUCAUGCUUUCGACAACGAAGGCCGUCAAAUACCGAUACGUGGAGAUGACGCGUCGGAUGCAAGCCAGGCUGCCAACCAAGACAAGGAUACAGAUGAUUGGAUCUUCGACCCGGCAUCGGAGACAGCUCAGGAUGGCCCACCAAGGCGGCCAGACACCGAGGAGUUUCCAUCAGCGGAUAGCAUCCCAGCAAAAUCACCACCACGACCAGUCAAGAGGGCCAGCAAAGACCAUGUUAGGCGAUUGAGCAACGACCAGAAAGCACAGCAAGCCGUAGCUCAGUCAGCAGCAAAGAACGACCCGCAAAGUUUCAAAGUUCGAUUCGCACUCCGUGGUCACCUUGAUGUCGUGCGGUCAGUUAUUUUCACCGGGGGUGGCAGUCCCAGUGAACCCGAGAUCUGUACCGCAGGAGACGAUGGCAUGAUCAAGAGAUGGAUGAUUCCCGCAAGUUACGCAAACCAGCACAGCAUGAACAAUGAUCUCGACAUCCAGCCGUUCUGGUCACAUCGAGGACAUGAAGGCACUGUGACAUCAUUGGCAGCCUGCCCCGCUUCUGCUCAUUUCGCUACGGGCGGAAGAGUCUCUGGCGAUGGCUGGAUAUUCUCUGGUGGUCAAGACGCUACGAUCCGCGUAUGGGAACGAGGCCGAGUCGAUCCCAAGGCCACCCUGGAAGGGCACACAGAUGCUGUCUGGACUGUGUGCGUUCUUCCGACCAACUGUGCUAAUCUCUUUGGCGCGGAUAGUAGCAAGUAUGGAGGACCGGACCGCGUCAUACUUGCUUCCGGGUCUGCUGACGGCACUAUCAAAAUCUGGGCUCGCGACACGCAUCCUUCACCUACUUGUAUCAGCCCGCUGUCACCCACUGGAGAGAACUUUGUUGUCUCAUUCUCCGACGCAUCUAUAUUGGUGUACGACACGAGGACCGGUGAGGAAUUGAUUGGUAUGGCUAGCAAUGAGUCAUAUGACGGCACUCCAGCGACUGGUAUUACAUCAGUCGUGACAAGUUCCCAAUACCUUGAAGGCUCGUCACAAGAGGCGGGUCGCGGUGGUCCUGACGAGGAAGGUAUACACGGCCCGACGGGAUCUGCCAAUGGCGGUCUCGAAGGGGUUGUAAUCAGUGGGCACGAAGACCAUCUCAUCCGGUUCUUUGAUGCCAACUCAGCUAUUUCUUCGUUGUCGCUCAGCAAAGACGGCCGGGAAGCCGUCUCCGCUGGCCACGACGCUUCCAUUCGUUUUUGGUCCCUUGACAAGCGCAUCUGCACACAGGAGAUCACCGCGCAUCGUAUCAUGCGUGGCGAAGGUGUGUGCAGCGUAGUUUGGAGUCAGGACGGUCGCCUUGUCGUCUCAGCAGGUGGCGACGGCAUAGUGAAGCUCGUCGCUCUGCCCCAGAGCAUCCAGUCUGCAAAAGAACUUUACGACUUGCGCCUCAAGUACAAAGAUGCCUCGGUUCUCAUUACCGCGAUAUACUCCGAGUCCAUGGUCAUUGCAGCGUCAUUGUCCCAAGUCCAAAGCCUCCUACAACAUGACGCGCUACGGGAGAAGCCCCAGCUGCUCGAGACCUUCGAUCGUGCGCUUACGGGGUGUCGAGUUGUAUACGGGUGCCUAGAAGAGGAGGUACGGGACUUGAGAGUGAAGGCGGAGAACGACAACCUGAAGUUCAAAGACAAAGCGAAGUUUGUGUUCAAGGAAGAGACCUUCAAAGAGCUGCUCACCCAGAUCCGUGGCCAGCAGUCAGCGCUCAGUUUGCUGAUACAAGGAUUGCAGAUGGAGUCAAUUGCGGAUAUCAAGAAGCUGGUUGAGGAUAACAGUGUGACACUCGAUCAGGUUGUAAAGCGGUCGAGGACUCUACGGCAGUCGCACCCGAGACUGAAGGUACCGGAGUCGCUGUUUGAUCAGAAGAGUCUGAACGACAGCGAGGCCGAUGUAGAGUCCAUUGCGAAAGCUACGGAGUUUACUUUCGAUGAUGAGGUCGUCAACUCGAAAGCGUAUCGUAGGGCUAUGGCAAUAGCUAUGUCUACUUCACGCCACGAGAUCGAUGCGUCUGAGGAAACAGGAACUGCGGUACCAGAAGACAGUUCGAUCGCUCUCGAGACGACGCCUCCCAGUGUACUGAAGUCGGAAACAGAGAGAGGACCAUCCCCUCAGGCCACAACGACAAAUGAACACGCAGAUUUGUUCGAUACCCUUGAGCGCGACAUACUCUCCUUUAUGCCGCAAACCUCGUCCACGACACUUUGCUUGACUCCCAACCACACAGGGUCUAAGAGUCCUUCUUCGCUACCAAAUAAUCCUUAUGGCUCAUUGACUCCGGCGCCGCUGCGAUCAUUUAGUGGAGACAGCGGAACGGGAGUUCCAGAAGCUGCGCCUCCGUUGCCUCCUCGCCGCCCAAGUGAGCAGCAUGUCGCAACGCCCCGGAUGCGCUCAGUAUCUUCUGAUGAUAGCAUUUUUUCCUCCAUCGCACCAUCGAUUUUAUCAAAAGCGUCCACGGGAUCGUCUUACACCGUGUACGAAACUCCACCGUUAAGCCCCAAUUCGACCGGCAUACCUUCGCGAAAGCCCCUGCCCUUCAUGCAUAAGCCAUCUUACAACGCUCAAGGUAACACCGCGCGUGGUAUGGACGAAGUUGCAGCAGCUGGGGCAUCGUUACCCUUGUACAAUGUCGAAAUGCACAGUAUCUGGAUGGAGCUGGCCGAAGCCGAGAGGAAGUUUAUUGAUCGCAUAAUGAGACUGAAGCGAAUGUUCUACGAUAACAUCAUAAAGCAAUGGCCAGUCCUUGAGAAGCAUAUGGAUGCUAUCCUUAUCGGCGAGCAACUUGCGACACUUCAUCAGCAGUAUCUGCUCCAGGCGAUGGACCGUGAUCUCGCUGGCAGUACUAACGCCCUCUGCAAUCCAUACAUGAUCGAUAUUUGGGUAGACAAGAGUCAACAACUAUAUCGAGAAUACUGUCGCAAGAUGCCGCAUGCGGCCUCCUCACUAAGAACGACACAGAACUUGGACCCGAAAUUCACACCUUUCGUCAACACACUUGGUCUGAGUAUCGCUUAUUUUGGCAAGAGCUGGCAAGAUUAUUUGGAGCUUCCUCAGGUACAGAUGCAGAGUUAUAUCGACAAUCUGCAGAGGCUUGUCAGCAUCGCGGACUCCCUCAAUGACCCGAUAGCAAACCAGGAGGCUAUGCGUUUACGACGUGCUCUACAGGCCGUCACUUGGCUGAAAACAUCCAUUUCAACCUUACUAGAUGAAGCUCAGGCUCGUGAAGAUGUACAGAAUCUCCAGAGGCGUAUCCGCACAGAUGCACUAACGUUUGCGCAACUACGCCUGCAUGAGCCGGCCCGUCGCGUUAUUCAUCAAGGCGGUAUGGCAAUGAAGUUCAAGAGCCAGGGACCUUGGGUUCCAGUACACGCCAUGUUGCUCGAUAAUUACUUCAUAUGGGGCAAAGCUAAGAAGAGCAAAGGCGAUGAGGUUCUGAUAACGGACCCACCUAUCGCGGUCGCCGACAUGGAUCUGUCCCUUCCCACAGACGCAUACCAGUUUCAGAAGGCUACCAUGCUCGACCAGAUAGCAAGGGGCUCAGUCGUAUACAUCAUCACAAUCAACAACAAAGCCCAGCCAGGCAAACCCAGUCUGCUAGGCCUGUACGGCUUCCCGGAAAGGAGAGACUGGUUUGAUCAUUUCACUGCAGCUGGGACUAAGUUUCAGAGGUGA